GCGCGGCGGCAGCGGCGGGAGCGAGCGGCUGCUGUCAGGCCACCCAGGUCCAAGCUGCACUUGCUGCCCCAUUGAGGACGAGGAGGCAGCAGGGAAGGUGGCGGUGGCGCGGAGUGACCAGACUGCCGAGCCGCAGAGCUGACCGGCCUGGCCCGGGGCCCUCUGCGUUAUUCCCCAUUGAGGCGGAACCCUAAAAGGAAGAAUAAAACAAGAAGAAGAAAAAGAAAAAGAUUAAAUUGUGACAAAGACCCAACUGGAUUCUCUUUUAUAAGCUCUUCCUCAUCUGGUGCUGCAACAAUGAGUGGGAAAUCUUUGCUCUUAAAGGUCAUUCUCUUAGGUGAUGGUGGCGUUGGGAAGAGCUCCCUUAUGAACCGUUAUGUAACCAAUAAAUUUGACUCCCAGGCUUUUCACACCAUAGGGGUAGAGUUCUUAAAUCGAGAUUUGGAGGUAGAUGGACGCUUUGUAACUCUCCAGAUUUGGGAUACUGCAGGGCAAGAACGUUUCAAGAGCCUCAGGACACCCUUCUACAGGGGAGCAGACUGCUGCCUCUUGACCUUCAGUGUGGAUGACCGGCAGAGCUUCGAGAACCUUGGUAACUGGCAGAAAGAAUUCAUCUACUAUGCAGAUGUGAAAGACCCUGAGCACUUUCCUUUUGUAGUUCUGGGUAACAAGGUAGACAAAGAGGAUAGGCAGGUGACUACUGAGGAGGCACAAGCGUGGUGCAUGGAGAAUGGGGAUUACCCUUAUUUAGAAACAAGUGCCAAAGAUGAUACUAAUGUGACAGUGGCCUUUGAAGAAGCUGUCAGGCAGGUGUUGGCUGUGGAGGAACAGCUGGAGCACUGCAUGUUAGGUCACACUAUUGACUUGAACAGUGGCUCCAAAGCGGGAUCUUCAUGCUGUUAAAAGUAGAAAGCCUUUGAAAAGUGUGCCCCAAAUUGAUCAGUCAGUAGUGUAAGCAUAAGUGCCCACCUAAGAGUGCGUGCGCGCGCGCACACAUACACACACACACACACACACACACAAAGGGGUACAAGAUAAGGCUGUGAUUGUGAAGCAAAUCCUUUCUGAUUGAAGUUGUAGAGUGAUUUAAAAAAAGCUUUAUCAAGUGUAUUUUGCGUGAUAUCUACUAUUUCCUCCUUGUGUGUAUCAGGAUGUUUAGAAAGCUUUAGUCCUGAGGGACUUCACUAUUUUUUCAAAUCACAGUUUAAACUUAGAACCCAGUCGCAUGAAGGAGUUAAAGAGCUACAGCUAUCCCUCAAAGUGUUUCAUUAAUCUACUAACAAAUGUCAUCAUUGACUCUUGCCAAGCAGUUUCUGACAUUUCUGCCAAAGGAAAAAAUAAAUGAAGACUUUGAGCUGUAUUAUAAUAGAUAUUAAUAACGCAACAAGGAUGCCCUAAGCUUGAAUUAGAAAGAGGUGGUUGGUAGUGAUUAUGAAUACAAAAGUGUAAUGUUGUACACUGCCUUGUUUGAAUCCCUAUGUUUGUUCCCACCUGAGCUUUUCAAAACAUAUCAUCUCAAUAUGAGAUAUGAUACACUGAUGGCAUUGGGCAUUCAUUUUACUCCAUUCGUAUGAAGAAACAAGGCACUAGUGAAUGGAUUGUGCUUAAAUAUGCCAGCCACCCUUGCAAAUGUAUGGUCGGUCCACUUUUGCUGCAUAAGUUUCCUUUUGCUGCAUAAGGUGUUGUUGCUUCUCUCACGACCUCUUACCAAUUGAUCAAUGCUGCUAUAGUAUAUGGCUUCAGAUGCAGUGCUCUCUGCUUGUAACUGAUGGUCCUUUGGUCCACCAUGCUUUGUGUCCAGAGAAGCCUUCAGAAAAGAUUGGGGGAUAAUGGGCUUUUCUCACAAGGUGUUCCUUACUCAAAUAUUUAUUGUGAAAAAGGAACUCAUUCCUUGUAUGUUGCACUGUAUGUUCAGCUGGCCAUACUACAACAUGAAAAGUGGCAAGAGAAUGUACUUUAACCCAGCGUGAGAAUCAAUUUCUCCUGAUUAUUUUGUCCAGCAGUGGAAUGGACUGCCUUAAUAAUGACCUCCCUUCCCAUGGAAAUAUUCAAAGAGAUAUUGGAUGACCACCUGUUAAAAUACCAUAAAGAGAAUUUCUAUACUCGGUAGAUAUUCAGUUUAAGAUCUCUACCGGCUCUAAAUUCUACAACGCUAUAAACUACAAACUGGGUUCAGUGCCAUGUUACAGUUAGAUGUAUGUUUCUUAAGACAACAACUAAGACUAUGGAGAAGAGGAAAUUUAGAAAUCCUCAAACUAUUGUGGAAUCAGCAUUUAAAAGCAACUAUAGGAGCUCUUUAUUUUUGCUUUUGUAUUAUGUUCAGGAAAAUUCUUGAGCGCUCAGUAAUCAUAUGCCCUGAUAUAAAAAUACUGUAUUAAAAUAUAAACAUGGUUUGUCAAAUUUUAAUUGCCAUGACUGCCAGCUAUAUAUCAUGCGUAUGCAGUCUAGUUAUUG
Molecule: messenger RNA, 2454 nt
Organism: Condylura cristata (star-nosed mole)
Lineage: Eukaryota; Metazoa; Chordata; Mammalia; Eulipotyphla; Talpidae
Gene: RAB9B
Product: RAB9B, member RAS oncogene family
Exons: 3
Coding region: 298-903 (201 amino acids)
Biological process (GO): Rab protein signal transduction; retrograde transport, endosome to Golgi
Cellular component (GO): lysosome; phagocytic vesicle; late endosome
Molecular function (GO): GTP binding; GTPase activity
Source: RefSeq, a predicted model, not a curated record